Messenger RNA from Pistacia vera, 1141 nucleotides. Its product is annotated as probable UDP-3-O-acyl-N-acetylglucosamine deacetylase 2, mitochondrial. The coding region runs from base 40 to 981 and encodes 313 amino acids. The record is from RefSeq and is a predicted model, not a curated record. NCBI's taxonomy places the organism in Eukaryota, Viridiplantae, Streptophyta, Magnoliopsida, Sapindales, Anacardiaceae. Gene Ontology annotation, biological process: lipid A biosynthetic process. The transcript has 7 exons.
CCUUCUUGUUAACAAAAACAGUUGGAGUUACUCUCACUAAUGACUGUGUUUGGCAUCUUCAACGCACUCAAGUCCUCCAAUCUCAUCUCCUGGAAAUCCACGGGUAGGCUUCAGCAAACCAUAGCUGGAUGCAUAGAGAGGAGUGGCAAGACUUUGCAUUCGGGUGAGGUUUCAAGGGUGAAAAUAUGCCCGGGGUAUGCUGGUGAAGGGAGGUACUUCGAAUUUCAAUCGAAAUUGGUUUCUGCAUCCAUUGAUUUCGCCAAAGUAUCGCCCUUGUGUACCACGCUUUGUAAGGAUGGAAUUAGCGUCCGGACUGUUGAGCAUUUGCUGUCUGCUUUGGAGGCUAAGGGUGUUGAUAAUUGCAAGAUUGAGAUUGAAAAUUUGGACUGUGGCAGUCAAGAGGUUGAGGUUCCUAUUUUUGAUGGGUCAGCACGUGCAUGGGUGGAGGCAAUAGAACAAGUUGGUCUAAAGGAGGCCUUGGAUCAGCAUGGAGUCAAUGGUGAAAAAGUUGCUCCGUAUUUGAAUGAACCGGUACAUGUAUGGAGGAAUGAUUCUUUUAUAGUUGCUUUCCCUUCCACGAAGGUUCACAUCACUUGUGGAAUUGACUUUCCCCAGGUGCCUGCUAUUGGCUGCCAAUGGUUUUCCUCAGCACCAUUGGAUGACUCUUUCUAUGCAAUGCAGAUUGCAUCUUCAAGAACCUUUUGCAUUUAUGAGGAGGUGGAGUCUAUGCGUGCUGCAGGACUAAUAAAAGGGGGUUCAUUAGAAAAUGCCCUGGUUUGUAGUUCCAGUGAAGGUUGGUUAAAUCCACCAUUGCGAUUCCCAAAUGAACCUUGUCGGCAUAAGGUCUUAGAUCUUGUAGGUGACCUAUCCCUAUUUGCACGGAAUGGUAGUCAAGGGCUUCCUAUGGCUCACAUAGUAGCUUUCAAGGGAGGGCAUGCACUGCAUGCUGAUUUUGCUCGUUGCUUAUCGGGAAUUAUUUAGGAGGAAACGUUCUACUGUUGAGUUCUGUUCCUGGAGACUAUAGGUGUACAUAUGAUUCAAUGUGGCUCAAUCCUAGUAAGCAUCUUGUAACUCAAUGAAAACCGAUAUAAGAGGUGGGUACAUCAUCUGACAUCUGUAACAUUUUAUGCUUCAAAUUUUG